UGACAAUGCCUUCCUGGUUAAAGGCAAGCGACACAGCAGAUGCUCAUAUCCAAGAGCCACCAAAUCUCUUUGGCGGUCGUAUCAUUACUAUAAGCACUAGCAGUGAAGGGGAGGUGAAUAUCAAGGCCAAAGAUCAAGAGGUUACAAUGGAGAAUGGAAUUGCGGGGAUACCACCCUCAAUAGGGCGACAGGACGAGGCAAAGACCCUGAUGAAGAUGACAAGGAUGGGGACUACAGCUCAACAGAAGGGGCAAGAUCCUCAAGACUCACAGAUCUCGCUCUAUGUGAAGGCUGGCAGUGAUGGAGAGAGUAUCGGAAACUGUCCCUUUUCUCAAAGGCUCUUCAUGAUUCUAUGGCUGAAGGGCGUUAUCUUCAACGUCACAACUGUGGACCUCAAAAGGAAACCAGCAGAUUUGCAGAAUCUCGCUCCAGGUACAAACCCUCCAUUCAUGACCUUCAAUGGAGAAGUUCUGGUGGACGUCAACAAGAUUGAGGAGUUCCUUGAGGAGAGACUUGUCCCCCCACAAUACCCAAAGUUGGCAGCAAAGCACCCAGAAUCCAACACGGCAGGAAUAGACAUAUUUGCCAAAUUUUCGGCCUACAUCAAGAACCCUCGCAAAGAGGCAAAUGAGGGUCUGGAGAAAGCUCUUAUGAAGUCCCUGAAGAGAUUGGAUGAGUAUCUGCAGACGCCGCUCCUGGAGGAAAUAGAUGGCAACAGCACGGAUGAUCCUGAUCCAUCUACACGCGGUUUUCUGGAUGGACCGGAUCUCACACUGGCCGACUGUAACCUGCUUCCCAAACUACACAUCAUGAAGGUUGUUGCCCGGAAAUACAGAGGUUUUGAAAUUCCUGCUGGAAUGACCGGAGUUUGGCGAUAUUUGAAUAGUGCUUACCGGAGAGAAGAGUUCAUGAACACGUGCCCUGCUGACCGCGAGAUCGAGUUUGCUUACCUGGAUGUCGCCAAAAAGAUCAAAUAGAUCCAGAUACAGAGACCAAUAGUGGUAGUUUUGUGUGUGUUCGUGUGUGUGCGCGUGCGAGUGUGUACGAGUGCGUGUGUGCGCGCGUGCGUGUGCGCGAGUGUGUCUGCGUGUGAGUGCGUGCGUGCGUGUGUGUGAGUGUGCGUGCAUGCGUGUGAGUGCGUGUACGUGUGAGUGUGUGCGUGUGUGCGUGCGCGUGUGUGUGUGUGUGUGUGUAUGUGCGUGUGCACUCACUGGUGGAGCGGCACAAAUAUUGAUUGUAAAUCGGUAGAUUGGCUACUGUUUCCUUUAACCAAUGGCAGGACCAGGAAAUUAUCCCUUGUUACCUCUUAACAUCUUAAUAUGUAUCGACUCUUGUUUUAUUGGAUGACAAACUACUGUAGUUUUGGUAAAUUUACAUUCCCGAAAUGAACAUAAUGUUCACCAUGGCCUUGACCAUUUUGCAGUUUAACUUAAUAAAAAAUGUAAUAAUACAAAAAUUAAGCUAUAUAUGCUUGUCUGUAAUCUAUGUUUUAUUCUCCUUUUGAGUUCAGGCUAGUAGAUCUACACACAUUUUCCAUUGACAUUUUCUAUUAAAAAAAUAUAUAAAUAAAGUUCACAUAUAUACUUAAUAAAGCUCUCCUUUAAUACUCUUUUAUAUCAAUAAGGAAAAUCUAUUUUUACAGAUUGCCGUAUUGUUUGAAAACUGAUUCAAUUUACCAUUUAACUGUUUUAAUGUUUCAAGCGUUGGAUGAAAACUGCUUUCAUGUUUCGAUUGUUUUAUAUCUAUGCACAAAUCAUGCAACUUAUGCAACUAUGUAACCGUGCAUAAACAGCUUGUGAAGCUCUGAUGACGAGACUUUAAUUAAACUAAUCAUA
Molecule: messenger RNA, 1835 nt
Organism: Xyrauchen texanus (razorback sucker)
Lineage: Eukaryota; Metazoa; Chordata; Actinopteri; Cypriniformes; Catostomidae
Product: chloride intracellular channel protein 4-like
Exons: 6
Coding region: 6-977 (323 amino acids)
Source: RefSeq, a predicted model, not a curated record